Messenger RNA from Anoplophora glabripennis (Asian longhorned beetle), 603 nucleotides. It is a transcript of the gene hoip, whose product is annotated as NHP2-like protein 1. Lineage: Eukaryota; Metazoa; Arthropoda; Insecta; Coleoptera; Cerambycidae. Bases 164 to 547 code for a protein of 127 amino acids. Gene Ontology annotation, biological process: mRNA splicing, via spliceosome; ribosome biogenesis; maturation of SSU-rRNA. The transcript has 2 exons. Gene Ontology annotation, cellular component: U4/U6 x U5 tri-snRNP complex; precatalytic spliceosome; small-subunit processome. Gene Ontology annotation, molecular function: RNA binding. The record is from RefSeq and is a predicted model, not a curated record.
UUCUCCAUUCCAUUCUAUACCGCUAUACCGGUUAAAAACACGUGUUUGUGCGUAUUUAUGUUUAUGAAAAAAGUAUUUAAUUUAAUUUCUUAAUCCCUCCGUGAAGCGAAAUAUUCGCCGAGAGGAAACUUACUCUGCUCUUAUAUUUUCUGAAAAUUCAAAAAUGGCUGAAGAAGUAAAUCCAAAAGCUUAUCCGUUGGCAGAUGCUACUUUAACGACAAAAAUUCUCAAUUUAGUUCAACAGGCGAUGAGUUAUAAACAACUGAGAAAGGGCGCUAAUGAAGUCACUAAGACACUUAACCGAGGUAUUGCUGAAUUUAUUGUAAUGGCUGCUGAUGCAGAACCAUUAGAGAUACUUUUACAUUUACCAUUACUCUGUGAAGAUAAGAAUGUGCCUUAUGUGUUCAUUCGUUCAAAACAAGCUCUGGGACGUGCUUGUGGUGUUUCUAGAUCAGUAAUUGCUUGCAGUGUUACUAUCAAUGAGGGUUCUCAAUUGAAGCCACAAAUACAAACUAUCCAGCAGGAAAUUGAACGAUUAUUAGUAUAAGCAUAAAAUAUAGGUGUAACUUUUUUUUAUGUACCUAAUUACAUUUUUUUAGUACA